This is a messenger RNA of Eruca vesicaria subsp. sativa (arugula), 1230 nucleotides long. Lineage: Eukaryota; Viridiplantae; Streptophyta; Magnoliopsida; Brassicales; Brassicaceae. The record is from the annotation of a GenBank genome assembly.
AUGUCUCGUUGGAAGAAAAACACAUCUCAGCUCUCAAAUGAUCAGGAUCAUCCCCAAGCACCACGCAACGACGAUCUCCCCACUGAUCAGGAGGUCUCCGACACAUUUCAUCAGAGUGUAGAGCCUGAACAACUAACACCACUCCACCAAGAACCCCCCACUGAUCAGGAUGAUGCAAUGGACACAGAUGAUCCUCCUCAAAUCCACUCACCUAUCAUAAGUCAGUACGCAGCACAUAUCCACCGCCAAACACCGCUCAUGUCGACCAUCCACACAACCACAGUCCACGACUCUGCUGUACACAACAACACUUCCGUCAACACAUCACCUGUCCACGACUCUGGCGACCACAACAAUACCUCCGUCCACGCAUCUCCUGUCCACGACAAUACCGACCACAACAACAAUACCGACCACGAUUCACCUGACCACGAAACCGACGAACAUGAUCGCAUUGCUGACAACAUUCCCCCUAGCUCUCAUUCCUCCCCGGUUCAUAUAGCAACCAUUUUUCUUCCAUCACAAAACACUGACAUGAUAAGUCCUGCUGCUGACGAACAAUACCACCCCAACUCUGUUAUCUACGAUAAAAGUGAUCAUCCCAACAGCCCCGAAAUUAAUCACAUACUCCUUCAUGGAAAAAGGAUUUACGACCCAAUCAGCCCCGACCCUACUUUUUCCAACCCACCUGUCUUCGACUCCACGAUUGGUCCAUCAUCCCCUCAAGGCUCUCAUUUACGUUUGUCACCACUCCCUUUUACACCACUUACCUCUCCAACUAAGAGUACUGAUAGUGGUUUAGGUUUCGCGGGCCACGCAGCCACACCCAAUGCUUUUACAACCACAGCUUUAUCCAACACUCCACCUUCCAUAGGAAGUACUGCUUCUGCUACUCAGGAUGGCCUUGUCGACCUCACACUAACAAAAGACCCCUCCAGACAUGUUCCAUCUAGGGAGGAAAACCAUCUUGCAAAGGAACUGCUCAGUUCUCCACUUAUUCCUGCUCUAGCCCUCAUCACCCCACUUCCACAGAUCCAGUGGGACCUUUUCCACAAAAUUCUUUCAGCCAACAUAGACGUUUACCACGUUACAACAUCUUUGUAUGAAUUCUCCAACAAAUCCCUCCUCCAAUUAGCCGAACCAAAGCACUGGACAACAAGCUAUGUAAGCCUCCGUUUUCUUUCUUCUGUUACUUAUUAUCUGAGCUACACUUCUGUUGUUUUAAACUAA